This is a messenger RNA of Trichosporon asahii var. asahii CBS 2479, 1179 nucleotides long. RefSeq names its product membrane glycoprotein spo14. The transcript has 6 exons. Lineage: Eukaryota; Fungi; Basidiomycota; Tremellomycetes; Trichosporonales; Trichosporonaceae. Gene Ontology annotation, biological process: protein secretion. The record is from RefSeq and is a predicted model, not a curated record. Gene Ontology annotation, cellular component: endoplasmic reticulum membrane. Bases 1 to 1179 code for a protein of 392 amino acids. Gene Ontology annotation, molecular function: GTPase activator activity; protein binding; guanyl-nucleotide exchange factor activity.
AUGACGAGAACUCAACAUUACGCGCACCCGACCAAGUCAUUCCCUGUCUACUGUCUCGACUGGACGGACGAUGACACUGUUCUGCUAGGAGGAGGAGGAGGCGCGACCAAGUCUGGUAUCGCGAACAAAUUCAAACUUUGUCGAGUAGCCAACAAUGGACAGAACGUCGAGGACGUCUUUGAGCUCAACCUCAGCAGCGACGAGGACGCGCCCAUGACGCUGGCGCUGGAUCGCGGCCUCGUCACGGGAAUCAACCAGUCGGAGUCGUCGCUGAAGGCGGGGAAGAACGCGAACUGUCGCGUGUUCUCAUACAAAGACAACGAGAUCUCACCCGUUCGAUCACAGCAGACGCUGGAUGCACCGUACUCGGACGACUACCCCUACCAGAAAAUCACUGCCCUGUCCUCCAAGUCUGGAUCGUCAGAAUUUGUCGCCGUCGGAACGACGGACAAUAAGGUGUCCAUCUUGCGGUUCCCCUCCCUCAGCCCGAUCACCGUGAUCAACCCUGAGGGCGGCGAUCUUGUCGAUCUCGAUUGGGGAGGCCCCAGCGGCACUUGGUUCGAGGCUGGGGAGAAGGAUCUUGUGCCGAGAUUGGAGAUCUCGCAGACGAUCGACGCCCCGGUGAUCGACGACACGAAGGUCGAGUUCCGCGCCGCCCGCUUCUUCACCCCGAGCUCGACACCGGCAUCGAACGAUAACAACCUCUCCAUCCUCGCUGUCCUUAACUCUGUGCUGCCGAAACGCGGACAAAAGAAGGGACAGCGCAAGGCGUACAUCGCGCGGUACGAGGCGAGCGAGCUUCCGGGCCAGGACGGAGACGAGAAGGACACGCCGAAGUACAAGUGGGACCUGACGCUGAAGCGGGAUGUCGCUGGCAAGCCCAUCACCGUGUUGGAUGUUAGCAAGAACGGACUGGUCGCGUUCGGAGCUUCCGACCUCUCGAUCGGGCUGCUUGACGCCAAAACCCUUUCUAUCUUGCAGGUGCACUCGUUCCCGCCGACAGCACUCAAGUUCAACCCGUCCGCAACGAUGAUUGUCUCCGCAAGCGCGGACAACACGAUCCGAACGAUCGUCGUCCCGUCAAGCUUCGGCGGUGUUUCGUUCAGCGUAAUCGCUUUCAUCAUUGCGGUCAUUCUCGUUCUCGUUGCCAUUCUGCUCCAGCACGGCAACAAGGUGUAG